This is a messenger RNA of Saprolegnia diclina VS20, 2475 nucleotides long. RefSeq lists its product as hypothetical. Bases 116 to 2395 code for a protein of 759 amino acids. NCBI's taxonomy places the organism in Eukaryota, Oomycota, Saprolegniomycetes, Saprolegniales, Saprolegniaceae. The transcript is spliced from 2 exons. The record is from RefSeq and is a predicted model, not a curated record.
GCCAAAGUUGCGCCAAAACUUAGGCGCCGUGUUGUCGAGCGUGGUAGAACUUAGAACGUCCGACUCAGACGAGCGCCUUUCUCUCUAAACAUAGCUUCCUGCACGUUACACCCCGAUGGUCUCGUCGUCGCGGGGCGAGUCCAGCCUCGGGCUCGGCAUCGACGCCGCGUUCCUUGUACGUCGUCGGCACCUCUGGGCCUUCUCGCUCUCGAUUGUUCUAAGCGGUCAGUACCUCGCUCGCUGGGACGCGUCCGACGCCACGCUCGCCGGUGUCACCUACCUGCUUCUCGCGUCGGCGUUCUACAGUAUGAGCGUCUGCACAAGCGACUUGCUUGCAGCAAUACCCUUCUCUGGCGGCGCGUUUGGCCUCGCGCGCGUCGCUAUCGGCUUUUACGGCGGGUACCUCGUCGCCAUAGCCGAGUGCUUCGAGUACGUUCUCUGCACGGCCGACGCGGUGCAGUCUCUCGGUGCAACCAUCGCGCUCGUAUCGCCCGACAGCACUCCGUUUCUUCCGAUCGCGUACCUUGUCAUCUAUGUGCUGCUGACGCGCCUGCACUUGGUGGGCGGCCCCAGCGUCUGGAACACCUACACUGUCCUCGCAGCAACCACGAUCUUGGGGCUACUCAUGUACAUCUGCAGCAGCGUUCCGCAGCUCGAACGGCGGUCGCUGCGGACAAAGAGCGGGUGGAGCUCGGGGUUUGAACUCGCGGCGCUCGCACCGUCGCAAAUGCGGCUCUUCAUGGGGCUUGAGUGCCUCAACCUCUGCGGCCAGGACGUUGACGACCCGCAGAUCACACUCCCGAUCGUCAAGCGCCGGGCUAUGCGCGUCGCAGUUGCAUCAUCCUUUGUCCUCGGUAGCAUCACAGUCGUCUUUGCCCCUUUGCGCUGGACGGCCCCGUCCCAGUACCCGCCGCUCGCCCCCGGGUUCGCCGACAGCUGGGGCGUCUCGAUGCAAGUUGCCUCCUUCCUCUCGGUGCCAAGCAUGCUGGCCAGCGCUCUUUGCUUUAUGCACGGCUAUAGCCGCGUGCUCUCGUACAUGGGCUCGUCGCGCUUGGUGCACCGGUCGCUUCGGCGGCGCGUCGGUCGGCACCGGACACCGCGCCGCGCCCUCUACGUCGGCUCGGCGCUCAGCAUCCUCGCGUGCCUCACCUCGCACUAUCUUCCCUUGUUUUGCCUGCGGUCGUGCGCCGCGGCGUGCGCGUCCAUCAUGUACAUGGCGCAGUGCUACGGGUACAUUUACUUUACUAUGUCGGUGCAACGGCAGGCGUCGGCGGUGGCGCGCGGCGCCGUCGCCCGUCGCCGGUUCGCCGCCGGGUAUGCGACGGUUGUGUUUGGUGCUUGCUUUGUCGCGUGCUGUGCCACAGCGCUGCCGUCCGCCCCCGAGUACUCCAACGUCGUCGUCGUCGGUGUUUUGGCCAGCGUCACGCUCUUGUGCUCGGUCUACUACUAUAAUGUUGUGAAAUCGUCGCAGCUCUUUUCGGAGCACGAACGCCGGAGCUUGAUGGUCGCCCACAUCAUUGUGUUUAAUAAGAACAAGCUGCGGCAGUCGACGCAACGACUCAAGAAGAUCAUCACGAGCCAGAGAGCCGCCAUGUACAUCAAACGCGCGUCGCUGGGCACGACGACGGUGCCGACGGUGCAGCCGGCGACGGCCGAGCUACUGCGCCGAAAGACUGCCAACGAUAUCCCGCUCAAGGACGCAUCAGAAAGCAGCAAGGACUUGAAGAUGGCACCCGAGCUAGCCCGCGCCACUACUGACCUAACAGUAGCCGCCAACUCUGAUACCAAGUCCGAUGAAGGACUCGAGCGAACCAUGUCGGCGCACAAGGUCAUGCCGACGCUAACGCGUCACUACACCGUGUCGGACAUUCGUGACGACCGGCGGUCGAGCUUUUCGAUCCAAGCAAACCGAGGCACGGACCGUCGACCGAGCUUCUCGAUCAAGUCGAGUCUCAACGAGCGUCGCCCAAGCUUCUCCAUCAAGUCGAGUUUGGCGGACCGACGCCAAAGCUUCUCGCUCAAACCAAGCUUCCAGGAUAGACGGCCGAGCUUCUCGAUCAAGCCGAACCUCAACGACCGCCGACUUAGCUUCUCCAUCAAGCCCAGUCUAAGCGAACGUCGCUUGAGCUUCUCCAUUCAAGGCGCGGGGGCAGAGCGUCGCCCGAGUAUCUCGCUUCAAGGCGACGGCGUCGACCGUCGUCCAAGCUUUUCGCUGAGCGGCGACGGCCGGCGAAGCAGUGCGGCUGGACGCCACGGCGCGCUGCGCUCGAUUCUUGGCAAACAGCACCUCGGCUCUGCGCGCGUCACGGAUCUCGCAGUGCUCUUCCAAGACGACGCCGAAGACGACGAGGACGACGACGACGAUGGCUGCAUCCCGAUACCGCCGCUUCCGUAGUAGUCGCUCGUAGACUUGGUUGUUGGUGGCCGUAACCUGGGAUGCUUCCUCACAGCAACUCGUAUACUUGGUGCACCCGC